CUCUACAUUCAUUCGAUCAUCUCCUUAAUUUCCCUCAACCCAGCCUGAUGAAAAUACGCGCUGCAUACCAUCAAGCUAUGAUGAUGACCGGCAAUGUCGAUCCCACUCAUCCCUUGCCUUUUUCUACUUGUACUACUCAUCUUCAUCUUCAUCCUGAAAACCCUAACAACCAUUCUACUGAUCAUUCCUUAAACAAUACCAUCGAUAUCAACUCUGUUCCUGUCUCUAUUAUUAAAAAACGCUCUAAUGCCUUGGCUUUUGAUCUAAUUGAUCUUCAAGAUAAACCAAACCCUAAGAAGCAUUGUUUCCGAGUUAAAGGCCCUAAUUUGACCUUAAAAUUAUUACUUUCCGAACCACACCCACACCCUUCUGAUGAUGAUCAUGACCAAAACAACAUCAUCAAUCCUGUUCCGGUCUCGAUGAUCAACAACCAUGGUGUUCGCGUAGUCCCACAGAAUCCGCCCAUCAGACGUUCCAGGCCCAAGAAAUUAAAAACGGCCUCUUGUCUUAACCAACAAGAUCGUUGUCAUUCAGAUGAUCAAGUGUUGAAAUUAUUGCAUCAACACAUCGACGCCAAUAAUUUGGAAUUUAAAGAUGUGAGUGAUGCCAAAUUAAUCUUGGAGAAGAAGCUUACAGACAGUGAUCUUAAAGAUGAUCAAGCGCGAUUGGCAAUCCCUAAAUUACAGACUACAGAGUUUCUAACUCCUGAUGAGGAAACCUUUCUUGCGACUAAAAUUGAUGUCAACAAAAACAAGAACAACCACAUCGAUGUGAAGGUGAUCAUGGAAUCUAGUGUGUACGACAUGUGUCUGAGUCGAUGGAAUUACGGUAACAACAAUUCCAAUUGGAAGUAUGUUUUGAAGAAUGAGUGGAAGAAACUGAAGAUGGAUAAGGAUCUCAAUGCAGGGGAUAUCAUUCGAAUUGUGUCUUUUCGAUCGGAAAAGUGUCUGAAUUUUGCAAUAAUAGGUCCUAAACGUGCAAUCAAGUUGCAGGAUGGUAGUUGUUUUAAAUUGUUUGGGACUAUUAUGGAGACUAGCCCAUGGUGGUAGUUAAUUGUUUCUUACCCUAGCUUACAAAGUAAGUUAGCAUAAAUCGAUUGUUGAUGCGUAUCCUUAGGGUUCUGCUAUUUGUCAACUUUACUGUUUAAAAUAUUAAUGAGUAUUAUAAUUUUGUUAAUAAUAUCAUAUACUUGGUACUUGG
Spinacia oleracea (spinach) is the source of this 1200-nucleotide messenger RNA. RefSeq lists its product as uncharacterized. The record is from RefSeq and is a predicted model, not a curated record. Lineage: Eukaryota; Viridiplantae; Streptophyta; Magnoliopsida; Caryophyllales; Amaranthaceae. Gene Ontology annotation, molecular function: DNA binding. Bases 48 to 1049 code for a protein of 333 amino acids. The transcript has a single exon.